CCAUCAAUGGAGACGACGACUCUCACUCAGCUAACAAGUCUCCUCCUCCUCCUCAGCUUCUUCUUCUUUCAUGUCUCCAAUUCCUCUACUGAUUUUCCCAUCGGAAUCCAUCCUCUAGAUGAGAAAUACUAUGCUUCGGAUGUGAUUAAAUGCAAAGAUGGAUCUAAAUCCUUUACCAUAGAUCGGCUUAACGACGAUUUUUGCGAUUGUAUUGAUGGAACUGACGAGCCCGGAACGGCUGCCUGUCCAUCUGGAAAAUUUUAUUGCAGGAAUGUGGGCAGUACGCCUAAAUUUCUGUUCUCUUCUCGUGUGAACGAUGAUAUUUGUGACUGUUGUGAUGGAAGUGAUGAGUAUGAUAGUAAUGUCAAUUGCCCCAAUACCUGCGUAAUGGGUGGGGAUUUUUCUUAUCAAACAAGAAGGUAUCGCUCAAGAAGAAAACAUCUCGAUCGGAUUGGUGGAAGAAAUGCUAAUGAGGUGAAUAUGGCUGACUCGGCUCAGAGACUUAAAGGUCUGAAGAUACUGGUACUUGUACAGGUCGCCUUUAUCAUUAUUUUUCUGGUUUCCCGAAAAUUAUAUCGCCGAUCCAGGUCUAAAAGAAGACAUUCGCGUUGAGAAUUGAUCCAAGGAUUAUUGUUCCUCUGUCUUUCAUCGUCUCCCAAACAUGAUUAUUGAAUCUAACUUCGGAGUGCAGUUGUGCUCCAGAAUGUUUCUGAAGGUCCCACUUGCUGAUUGUUGACGUUCUUCUUUAUAAUGAAUCUUACAUACAUCUAUCUGGAGACGGGAUUGUGACAACUAUUAAGUCCUGCACCAGUCCUCGAAGUAUCAUAUUAUCAAGUGUUCCUUUGAAAUUUUGACUAUCUCGGUUGAUCAAAUUGACAAGUAAGUUGGAUACUGCAGCACAUCUUUUCGCCUUUUAAGCUCAUUGCAUUGAGCAUGUAUAGAAAAUCAUUUUUGUAUGCUAUUAGUCCAUCUCACACUUUAUCUAUGGCAUCAUACAAUCGGAAAUUGUAUAUUGUGUUUUUAAGGUUUAUAUGUGGAUUUGAAGAGGAGA
Molecule: messenger RNA, 1051 nt
Organism: Solanum verrucosum
Lineage: Eukaryota; Viridiplantae; Streptophyta; Magnoliopsida; Solanales; Solanaceae
Product: glucosidase 2 subunit beta
Exons: 5
Coding region: 7-612 (201 amino acids)
Biological process (GO): N-glycan processing
Cellular component (GO): glucosidase II complex
Source: RefSeq, a predicted model, not a curated record